Messenger RNA from Astyanax mexicanus (Mexican tetra), 3250 nucleotides. RefSeq names its product trafficking protein particle complex subunit 12 (gene trappc12). Lineage: Eukaryota; Metazoa; Chordata; Actinopteri; Characiformes; Acestrorhamphidae. Bases 94 to 2544 code for a protein of 816 amino acids. Gene Ontology annotation, cellular component: Golgi apparatus; TRAPP complex. Gene Ontology annotation, molecular function: protein binding. The transcript is spliced from 12 exons. The record is from RefSeq and is a predicted model, not a curated record.
AGCCUUCUCCCACACCGUACAACUGCUGGCUGCGCAUGCGCGUGUUGUCACCCUGUCAUCCAGCAGCCGGAGGUGGAAACGAAGGAGAGAGUCAUGGAUAGCGGUGAGGAUGCAGCUCAGAGGCCUCUGACUCUGGACAUCACAGUCAUAGGAGCAGAAGAGCCUGAGGCUCAUAUCCCCUCAGAGGCUGCCACCAUCAGCAGCCAGCCCAACGCUACAGACACUCUCUUUCAGGAGGAGAGCAUUGACCUGGAUGCAGAAGCGUUUGUUUCCCCUCAGGACGACAGCGGUGCGUCAGUGAGCGUGAUGGACAAGCUCAACGACCAAAUGAUGGAGAGCGUCAUGAUCUCGGACUCGCCCAACAGUGAGGAAGAUGACGUCCCUAUUGACUCGCUUUUGGAGCAAGCGGAAGACAAGCAGUCUUUGGACUCCAAAGAGCUUGAAGAUGAUAAGGAGAAGGAGGCAAAACAAGAAGAGGUGGAGACUGGAACUCUAGAGGGAGCACCUGAAGCUAGAGGGGAACCCGAGGGUUCUUCUUUUGCUGCCGCUUUAGUGGACAAAGGGGAGGCAGAAGUAGAAGUAAAUGAAAAUGACAGCACAAAGGAAAUGCUCACAAGUAGCCAUGUUACUGCAGGCACACCUACUUCUGACAGCCCUGAAGGCCAGGAAAUGAUGCUUGAAGUGGGCGAGGCUGCUGCAGCUGAUGCUGCUGCUGAAGCCGCUAAAGAAGAACCCAUUCCCGUGUGCACAAUUUUUAGCCAAGGCAUGCAGCCCAAAACCCUAGUACCUGAUGGCUUUCAGCCCACCCUGGUUAAAUCCCCAAGCUUUAGCUGUGGCGCCAAUGAAACCCCCAAUAAACUAGCCCCACUGGUAUGCCAGCCCAGCCCCAGCCUCAGCAAGUUCUUCGCUGAUAACGGCACGGUCAAUCCGGCCUCAGACUUCUUCGACUCAUUCACCACGUCCUCCUCCAUCAUCUCCAUUAGCAACCCUAAUGCUGAGUCACCCAAGGCUACCUCUGCUGCCCCCCCUGAGCGUCAGCUUUCCUCUGGCUCAAGCACUGUUCCGUCUACUGGGCAUCAGGAUGGAGGGACUCCUACUGCUUACUUCAGCACUGCUCCACAGGACAGCGCCCCAAAGCCUGUAGUCGGCCCGGCGGAACCUGCAGCAACCAUGACUAAGCUCCAAGCGGUCUUCUCCGGCAGCGAUGACCCGUUCGCCAGUGCUCUGAGUAUGAGUGAGGUAGACAGGCGCUACGAUGCCUGGGUGCCCUCCGAGGAGACAAGGAGAGUGCUCAUCUCUGUGGCUACUCAGCAGGUCAACCCUGUUUACGUUGAGAGAGACCGCUUGUCCAUGCCUGGACUCAAGUUUGACAAUUUGCAGGGCGAUGCAGUGAAGGACCUGAUGUUGCGUUUCCUUGGAGACCAGGCAGCGAUGAAGCGGCAGGUUCUCACAGCUAACUCAGUGGAGCAGAACUUCCUGGGACUAAAGCAGCUAAUUAGCACCAAGAACUGGAGGGCAGCGGUGGACCUGACUGGCAGACUGCUGACGGCUCACGGCCAAGGCUACGGCAAGAGCGGCCAACCCACCAGCCACACCACCGACUCCCUGCAGCUGUGGUUUGUGCGCCUGGCUCUGCUGGUUAAGCUGAACCUGUUCCAGAAUGCUGAACUGGAGUUUGAGCCUUUUGGAAAUGUGGACCAGCCGGACCUGUACUAUGAAUACUAUCCUACAGUGUACCCGGGAAGACGAGGCUCGAUGGUGCCGUUCUCCAUGCGAGUGCUGCACGCUGAACUGCCUCAGUACUUAAACAAGCCCCAGGAGUCUCUCGACCGCCUGCACAGCAUGAGAAGCGUCUGUCAGAAAAUCCUGGCUAAUCUGGAGGAGGGCCUGGCCGAGGACGGCAGUAUGAUGACCCUGACUCAGGAGAACAGGCAAGCCUCUAUUCAGCUGUGGAGGUCACGUCUGUGCCGGGUGAUGUACUCCAUGGCAAACUGUCUGCUAAUGAUGAAGGAUUAUAUUUUGGCAGUGGAGACGUACCGCUCCAUCAUCCAGUACGAGUCGGAGCAGAGUGUGCAGCUGCUGAGUGGAAUAGGACGCAUUUUCCUACAGAUUGGAGACAUCAAAAUGGCUGAGAAGUAUUUCCAAGACGCGGAAAAAGUCUGUCAGGAAAAGGGACGAGGACAAGCACAGGAAACCGCCGUGCUAAUGAACAAGGCUUUUGUUUACCUCAGCCAGAACAAUUACGCAGAAGCUCACACGUGUUUCUCCGGCAUCUUGAAAAUCGAUCCCAAGAAUCCUGUGGCAAACAACAACGCAGCAGUGUGUUUACUGUACCUGGGCCGCCUGAAGGAGUCCCUCGGGCAGCUGGAGAGCUUGGUGCAGCAGGACCCAGCCCUCUACUUGCACGAGAGCGUGCUCUUUAACCUCACCACCAUGUACGAGCUGGAGUCGUCCCGCAGCACGCAGAAGAAGCAGGCCCUGCUGGAGGCCGUGGCCUCUCGGGAAGGGGACAGCUUCAACACGCAGUGUCUCAAACUGGUGUAAGGAGCCAGGAGCUUGGAAUUCCACAGCCGAUGCGGAGGGCAUUAGCACCACAUCAGUGCACUGAGAAGCAGCUCCGAGACAUCACAUGACCGCUUUAACAAGAACCAACUGAAAAUGCUGUUAAUCCAUAUUUGCAGUUUUUCUAAGACGUGGAAUGUUGUGCGUGACCGAAACCAAAGCUGACCUGUUGUAUGCCCUGUUGGCACCUGGAAAGAUGUGUGCAGUGAGCUUUUAAACCAAUGUUUCCUGCUUUUUUCAAGCCCAGGGAGAAUGUAAGUAGAUGUAAAAUCCCAAAAAUUGUACAUAUUUAAAUCUAGUUUGCAUAAAGCAUUACAGCAAUAUCAUUCUGGGCUGAGUUUCUUAAAAGCAUCAUAGAGUUACGAUAAACUUCACUAUUCGUAGAGUUUUCAAAGUAGUUCUCUACCACGGUUGUGGUGAUCACUGCUCUGCCUCUGAGCUUCUGAGAAACUCACUCCUGCCUGUUUUAUUUUAAAUAGCAUUUUUAAGAAAGUGACCAGAAUUUGCAAACACUUUAUUAUGAUGUUCUACUAUUUUAAUGUACCUUUAACAUGCAUUAUUGUUAUUAUGGACGUGUUCUUGUGUGUGUAUUGCUGCUUGUAUGGUGUGGUAAUCAACUGUACUGUACAUUUUUGGAUACUAGAAAAGGAAAUGUUGUGAAUCUAAAUAAACGUAAGCUGAUUUCAAA